AUGGGGCUUGACACCACUAAUAUACAAUUUAAAGAUUUAUUUAGGCUAUCCAUAAAUAACUUAAUGAAGGAGCCCGUGGUGAAAAUAGGGCUUAAUAUUUCUCGUAUAAUAUGGAAAUUUAUUCAAAGAGGGUCAAAUAUUAACGACGGAAUUAGACCCCAUAAUGACGGCAUACUUACAGUUCAAUGA
Molecule: messenger RNA, 189 nt
Organism: Blumeria graminis f. sp. triticale
Lineage: Eukaryota; Fungi; Ascomycota; Leotiomycetes; Helotiales; Erysiphaceae
Source: the annotation of a GenBank genome assembly